CGAGUGAGAGAGAUGCGAGAGGGCGAGCCGAGAGUGAGCGUCAGACGGUUCUCGAAAGUUACCACCCUUUUGUCAAAGAGGGAGAAAGAAAGCUCCAGAAAAUUGUUCUAUUAUUCGGUUCUGUAUUACGGAUGCGAUCGUCGUGAGUGUCGGGUCAGACUGCUAAAGCACCGCGAUCAAUUCUCACUUGUGAGAAUUCCUCCGAAGGAUACACACCUUCCUUCCUCAUCAGUAGUACACUCCAUUUCCUUUUCCCCGAACGACCAUUUUUGGAAAGUUUCCUUAUUUGAUCUGCAACAUUUCUAACCUCCUUUUUCUCGGCGUGCCAUUCUGAGAAGCCAAAUUAUACUUCAAUUUGAUGUUCUAAGAAGAAAACGUACUUCGUUCGUGUAUAAGGCAGGAGAUGCGCGUGACUUGCCAACUUCUUAACGACUUUUUAAGCUGACAAGUGAAUUGAAAGAAGCAAGGAAGGAAGGAAGGAAGGAAAGAAAAAAGGAAGAAAACAAAGAAAGGCGAAAAGAAGCAGAAAAUGCCGGUCGGCGGACGUGUUUCUGGCAAAGUUGGGAUUUAUAGUUCCCAUUACAAUGGUAAAGGUUACAGUGGUAUUAACGAAGAGAUUAUAUGGAUUAGUAUCAGCAUGGGUAUAGCGAUAGGCGUAUUGAUAAUGUUAGCACUUUGCUACAUAGCACAUGAAAAGUAUCGUAAACGUUACAAUGGUUACUAUUCAUCCUGAUAUAAGUUACCACCGCCCUCUUGGGCGACUUGCUCAACUUUCACGCCAACUAACCCUAGAGUUUACUUCAGCCCUACAAUCUCGAAAGACAAACCACGAGCUUAUUACAUUACCGUCUAAGUGGAAUGUCAAAUUGAUGAUGAUCCCUGCAAAAACGUACGAAGAAAUCGAGUUUGCGUCGAAGAGAAAAAUUCAACAGAGUGCUGCUCCAAUAUACAUACCCAUGUUUCAAAGUAUUAAGCGAUUGACCUCAAUGGAAGAAACAAAAAAGAGAGGAAAGAAGUAACAAAAAAUAUAAGUUAAAUAAAUAAAUAAAAGAGAUAAACAAUUAAAAACGAAGUUAAUCUCUUUUAUUGUGAUGGCAAGGAUCGAGAAGACAUUACUAUAAAUAGUAUAGAUAAUCGAGUGCGUUAAAAAGAAAAAAAAAAGAACUCUUUUUCUCGCACCAUUAUAAAAUACAAUCGUUUUAAUCUCUAUCAAGUCUCCAUUUUGUGUUUCAAGGAAUAAACUAACAAAUAAAAACAAACAAAGAAUAUAUACGAAAUUCCAAAAAACGCACGCAGAGAUAACUUGUUAGAUAUUAUCGUCUCGACAAAUUCUUCUUCCAAUCAAUUUUACGUAUCACCUGAUAAAAGUUAAUGAAAGUCUUUGAUCAAAGUGUUCUCUCAAGUAGUGAAAUUAAACAAAAAAAAGAAAAAAAAAGAAAAAAAGAAAAAAAGAAAAAAAAAGAAAAAAAAGAAAAAAAAAAAGAA
Molecule: messenger RNA, 1485 nt
Organism: Vespula vulgaris
Lineage: Eukaryota; Metazoa; Arthropoda; Insecta; Hymenoptera; Vespidae
Exons: 5
Coding region: 530-733 (67 amino acids)
Source: RefSeq, a predicted model, not a curated record